This is a messenger RNA of Bipolaris victoriae FI3, 1431 nucleotides long. RefSeq lists its product as hypothetical. The coding region runs from base 1 to 1431 and encodes 476 amino acids. Gene Ontology annotation, molecular function: ATP-dependent diacylglycerol kinase activity. Gene Ontology annotation, cellular component: endoplasmic reticulum membrane. NCBI's taxonomy places the organism in Eukaryota, Fungi, Ascomycota, Dothideomycetes, Pleosporales, Pleosporaceae. The record is from RefSeq and is a predicted model, not a curated record. The transcript has 3 exons. Gene Ontology annotation, biological process: phosphatidic acid biosynthetic process.
AUGCCGCAAGGUUGCUGCUUCGCCGUCGCUGCUGCCGUUGGUCCCUCGCAUCCCCUGUUCACCCGCCCCAAGCACACCGGCGUACUAAAGGCCACCCUCCCGCAUGACAGCUGUGACACGCAUACUCAGCCUCGUCCCCUCUGCCCGGAAUCUUCAGGCCCGCGUUCCUUGCUUGUCCACCUCGCUUUGCUCUGUUCCACGGCCCGCUCCACCCUCUCCGGCGUCAUCCGCACUCCUGCUUUUCCUUAUUUUCCUGUCUGCUGGCGUGUCGCCAUGGAAUCGUCGCGCCAGUAUCAAGUCCCCCACACGCCGCGCGUGAUAUCGCCCUCGCCUACGCCUUCGGAAGCUGGCAGUACAAGAGAUGGCUACUUUGGGCCUGUAACGCGCUCAGCAACACGCAAACAACGGGUUACGUCACCACCGCCAAUCGAUGAAGACUCGUCUGGCUCCGACCCCGACCAGAGGGCGCGAACUCGAAGCCGGAGUCCGGCGGUUGCAAAAAUCGCAGGAAGGCGGCGAAUGAGCGCCCUGGCGAGCCGACGACAGAUGAAUGGAGUCGGCCAGAAGGAACUCUCAUUGCCUGGCGACACAGCAAAUGGUCAUUUAUCGCCGGCAGCAGCCAACAAAAACUACUGGCGAGAGAUGAGCCGAAGCCCGAGUCCUCUGGGCCUUAUUCCUAUCCAUCAGAAAUGGCGAUCAUUUAUUCAUCGACAUGAGAUACCCCGCAAGAUUCUUCACGUUUCCAUCGGCUUCCUGACUAUCUUCCUAUACUGUACCGGAACGCAAACGUCGCAAAUCCACAAUGUGCUUCUUACAUUGCUGGUUCCUAUUGCUCUCACUGACGUCAUCCGCCACCGCUACUGGCAAGUGAACCGCCUCUACAUCCGCUUCCUGGGCGCGUUGAUGCGCGAAUCCGAAGUAGACGGAUACAACGGUGUCAUUUCAUACCUUCUCGGCGCAUGGAUUGUGAUGCGUUUCUGUCCUAAGGACAUUGCGGUGAUGAGCAUCCUGCUCCUGAGCUGGUGCGACACUGCAGCUUCGACUUUUGGCAGACUAUGGGGCCAUCUGACGCCGAGGGUGAGGAAGGGCAAGAGUCUUGCGGGAUCCAUCGCAGCAUGUGUGACUGGUGUCAUUACAGCCGCGGUGUGGUGGGGUUGGCUCGGUCCCACGUUCUCAGAGUACAACCACGGCGAGCACGCAUUCGCAUUUCAGGGCGCCCUCACAUUGCCCCUGCAAGCACGAGAACAACUCAACCUAUCUGUAAGCCAGGCUUCGGUUACAGGCCACGUGGCUUUGGGUGUCAUGUCCCUGGCAGCCGGCAUCAUUGCCAGUACCAGUGAAGCCAUAGACGUUUUUGGGUGGGACGACAACCUCACCAUCCCUGUGCUCUGCGGCGCUGGUCUCUGGGGGUUUGUCAAGAUGUUUGGAUGA